AUGCGGCAGUGUUACUGGCUGGCUAUGGUGCAGAUGGCCCCCUUGGGCCCGCAGCGAGGGUUUUCAGACAAGAAAGAAAGGCUGAUGCAUCUUAAAACCAAACAGAGAGAAUUCCAAAAACAUGUUUUGAAGGCCAUGGAAGGGCUGAGAUGGAAAAUAAUGUCUUGCAAGAUGAGGAUUGAGCAGCUGAAACAGACCAUUUGCAAAGAAAAUGAUGAAAUGACAAGACACGCAGAGGGGCUUCUGAGAAUUAAAGAGGAGAACCAGAAGCAUUAUCGCAGGGCCCAGCGGCAUCAGGAGAAGAAAGAGAAGAUCCAGAGGCAUAACUGCAAGCUGGGAGACUUGGUAGAGAAAAAAACCUAUGACUUGAAAACCCAGUAUGAGCAUCUGGCAAACCUUCGUCGGACGCAUAUCCUGGAGCUAACAUCAGUCAUAUUUCCCAUUGAAGAAGUAAAGACAAGCAUGAGAGAUCCUGCAGAUGUGUCUUCUGAGAGUGACAAUGCUAUGACCUCUAGCACUGUGAGCAAGCUCGCGGAAGCCAGGAGAACCACGUAUCUCUCUGGGAGAUGGGUGUGUGAUGAUCAUAACGGUGACACCAGCAUCAGUAUCACAGGGCCUUGGAUAACUCUGCCUAAUAAUGGAGACUAUUCAGCAUAUUACAAUUGGGUGGAAGAGAAGAAAACUACACAAGGACCAGAUAUGGAACAUAAUAACCCUGCUUAUACCAUCAGUGCUGCAUUGUGCUAUGCAACUCAGCUUGUUAACACUUUGUCUCUCAUACUGGAUGUGAAUCUUCCCAAGAAGCUCUGCAACAGCGAGUUCUGUGGGGAGAAUCUCAGCAGACACAGGUUCACGCGGGCAGUGAAGAAGCUGAAUGCUAAUAUCCUUCACCUUUGCUUCUCUCAGCAUGUAAAUUUAGAUCUGUUGCACCCACUGCAUACGCUCAGGAACCUUAUGUACCUGGUCAGCCCAGACACUGAGAACUUGGGCAGGUCCGGGCCUUUCGAAAUUAGUGCUGAUCUCGAAGACUCCAUGGAGUUUGUGGAUCCCAGUGCCACCGGCGAAACGGACGAGAGCGGAGAUGAGCACGUCAGCGAUGAAGAGACAGACCUAGGGACAGACUGGGAGAAUCUGCCGAGCCCCAGGUUCUGCGAUAUCCCCUCUCAGCAGGUGGAGAUGCUGCAGAGCCAGAGCACGCAGGUGUCUCAGCCCAUUGCCAGCAGCAGCGCUGGCGGAAUGAUCUCGUCCGCUGCUGCCUCGGUGACCUCGUGGUUGAAGGCGUACACUGGACAUCGCUAACGAGCACGGGAAAAGGAUCAUAGGAUUUGUGGAAGGAAUCCCUCCCCGACAAUGCUGUAGUAAACCUUACCUAUUCAGUUAAGUAGUGCCUGGAACAAAGAAAAGGUCAGACUUUCAUUUUGUAAACCAGAAAAACCUUUUUAUUUACCCAAGAUGACUGUGAUGGUACCGUUUUGUAAAUUAGCUAGCUACGUACUUCUGACGGAUUCUGUGACGGCACUUUGUGUCUUGGUUCUGUCAGCAUUGUUGAGUAUCGAAGAAAAAGGACCCGGUAGCCUCCAGCUCUGCUUUCGAAAGAAGAAACAGAUUUGGGAGUAUUUGGAUCGAGAUGAGUACAGAGAGAAGGCUGCUCAGUGCGCAGUCCGGACAGUGGUGCAAGUGCAGUUCACGUUUUCUUAACUCCUUACAGGGUUUUCGUUUGUGUGUGUUUUAAAUCUGUCUUGCGUAAUGCAAAAAUGCGUAUUUCUAAAUUUUUUUCAUUCAGGACAUGAAAAUUAUGCAUUUUUAACAUGUUUUCUAAUCUCUGUUGCCAUAUUUUUACUACAAAGAAUCAGCAUGGACAGGAAUUCACACAGCAAAUUGCUCUUAUUUUAGAUUCGGUUGUGAAUCUUUACCCAGUUUUGCCGCAGAAAACUGGCUCGUUUCAUGCCGUUUCCACCGGUAGGUAGUCUAGAAGUUUCGUGUUGUGCUGUCCAAAGCACGCAGGCUCUUUACUCUUAAUAUCAUACACCAAAGAAACACUGGACGUUCUCUUAGCUAGACCCACAUUUGACGCCGAUAACAGGAUUGCGUUGUUGCAAUAAUACUCAUCAGUUACACCACCACGUUGCCACUUUUUAAUAUUAGAAAAACCUCAUUUCAAGCUAGUUGAGUGAAGUCACACGGUCUCCACACUACAUGCAUUUUCAACCCCAUUCUAUUUUAUGUUUAUGGGGGGGGUGGUUUUUUUCUUUCCUUGUUUACUGGACGCCAAGGGGUUGAUUUCGUUUCACCGCAGAAACGCUCACAGCGCAGCUGGCUCGCGUCUAAAACUGCAGGAGGUGCCGUGCUGACAGAUGCGUUCGUUAACAAGCGCUCCGCCGCUUCCUCUGCCUCGCGGUGUGUAUUACUUAAAGACGGGUUUGCUCAGUGAGACUUCCAACGUACGGUUUACAUUUUAUAUGGUUGGGACAUUGUACUUCUCCACGGGGUAAACCAAUGGAGAAGCAUCCUCCCAUC
Pygoscelis adeliae (Adelie penguin) is the source of this 2517-nucleotide messenger RNA. RefSeq names its product autophagy related 14 (gene ATG14). The record is from RefSeq and is a predicted model, not a curated record. NCBI's taxonomy places the organism in Eukaryota, Metazoa, Chordata, Aves, Sphenisciformes, Spheniscidae. Gene Ontology annotation, cellular component: extrinsic component of phagophore assembly site membrane; mitochondria-associated endoplasmic reticulum membrane contact site; autophagosome. Gene Ontology annotation, biological process: cellular response to starvation; autophagosome assembly; mitophagy. The transcript has 10 exons. The coding region runs from base 1 to 1299 and encodes 432 amino acids.